Porites evermanni is the source of this 4563-nucleotide messenger RNA. The record is from the annotation of a GenBank genome assembly. Lineage: Eukaryota; Metazoa; Cnidaria; Anthozoa; Scleractinia; Poritidae.
AUGGAUGAAAUCUGGGAGAGUUUACAAAGCCACAGAGUGCAAAUAGUCCAGCAACUACGUGUUGAUCGCUCGCUUCUUUUCGAUCAUUUGCGAAGUAAAGAGGUAUUUGACAGUGAAGAUUGCGAACUAGUGAACGCCGAGAAGACAAAAGAACGAAAAGCCAGCAAACUGCUAGACAUUCUGAAAACGAAAGAUUCGGACGGUUUGGUGCACUUUCUUGAUGUUUUGCAGCUGUUAAAUCCAGGGCUUUAUGAGGUGCUGACCGGUCAAAAAGCAACAACAAGUGAGUUAAAGAAUUUCACCCGUUUUAAAGGUCCUCGGCCACGAUUAUUUAGCAAUUUUUGUCCUGUUUGCGUUUAUUAGGAGCCCUAAACUAAAAAUGGGGCUAAGUGAAAGUAUUGUAUUGAUCAAAUCCGCCAGUAACGGGCACGUUUAACUUUCUAUAAAGCUCUCUAAGGCGGCUUUUGAGACCGACACUAAGGGACCGUCUCUGAGGGUGAUGUCCGUAUUAUAGAGAGUUUAAUAAAUGGAGUAAAGAAAGGCAGGGACCAACUCUAGGUGUCCGUUUUACAAAGGUGCCCAUCUUAUAGAGGUGCCCGUUGAGAGAGUCGACUGUGUUCAUUUGAUUAUUACUGAUCAUUGUAAAUCUCAGUUUAGUGAAGUUAUUUAAAUGACCGUAAACUUUAUUUUAAAAGUCAGUCCUACAUUCUUCAACUUUAUUCAAUGCCGUCUUGGCUUUUUUCAGGUUUUAUUCACAUUGUGGCUGUCUAAAAUUUUGAGCAUUUGUAUUUCAGUCAAUUUUAUAACCAGUUGUUAACAGGCUGAAAUUGCCUUACAUGAUUCGCUGCGUGACCUUAAACACUUAAGAUAACAAACAUCUCUCCUUUGGGUAAAUUUAAACUCUUUUCAAGUCAAUCAAUGUCAAAACGAAAUUGGUUGAAUCAGUAUAGGACUUUUCAAAAAAAAGCUUAUGUGUUAUUAUAUCGUUUUAUAAAGGCCGCUUUUCCUUGUUCAUUUCUCGAAUGUCUUUAUCAGUCUAACUCUGGUCACAGAACAGCUUAGUCAUGCAUUAUUGUUCCUCUUUCCUCCUUUUUGAGGAUGAAGUAAAAACAAUCAGCGGAAACAUGAUGCAGCAAAUUCAUAAGUAUUUUUUAAAACACUUUUCUAAUCGAGUAUGGAUAUGUUUCCGGAAGCGAACGCGUCGUCAUUACCUUAUAAAACCGGAAAAUUCUAGCCUUGUUAAAUCACGAUGUGAAUUUCUGGUUCCUAGCUAUAAAACUGAGGAAAUGUUUUUCUUUAGUCAGUGUUUUGAAGUGAUAUGAAAAAGUCAAUAAGAUUCAAAAACCUCGAUACCCUACUGGUUUCGGGAAUGGGGAUGCCCAAAACGCGGGGAUGCUCAUAUCACUGUAACAGCACAAUAAAAGUGGGGCGGGGUAGGGAGGGGAAAUAGGGAGAAAAGCGAGAAAGGGAAAAGAUAGAAGGCCUUUUCUUUUUUACCAAUUCCCCCCUCCCAUAUCCCUGCUAUUUCCCACCCUCCCCAUUUCCCUUUCGACGUCUGUCACUCAGGCUUAAUUAUACCAACUUUUACCAGGACGUCAAAAACACGCAUAAAAGUAGAUUUUUGUGAGAAACUGGCCUCGUUGCCAUAUUGACUUUGGUUCUUUUGGUUGGGCAAACUCUUCGUGCUAUGCAUGGGCUUCUCGAGAAUUUACAUACAUUCAUACACUUAUAUACUAACGUGACUGUGCUAAUGUUGGCUAACAUUCAUUUCUCGAAUAUUCCGGAUGUGUUCUUUGGGUUCAGAAUCCUACUUCCCUAUUGACUUAAAAUACUGAUUAAAAGUGUAAGAAUUCCUUAAUCACAGAUCAAGUCAGGUUCUAUAAUUCAAGCGGCUGACACGUAUUGUGAAUUGUUUUAUUGUGCCAUUCAAACAAAUGAGACUUUAAAGUUUGCUUCUCUGUGCCGUUAUAAAAAGAAAUUGCUUCUCUGUGCCGUUAUAAAAACAAAUUUACUUGCGAUCUCACGGCAACACCCCACACACCGCCCACUUACCUGCUCCAUUAGCUUNCACACAAGAACGGUGGUUUUGACGCAAUUUCUGUUACGACACAAAGUUGCCCCCUGCCCAUCUCUUAAGUGGAGCUAGUCUCACAUACCAGAUAGGUGUUUAUACCGAUACCGAAUGAUUUUUCCUGUCGGCACGAAAAGUUAUCGGGUAUCGUGUGAACGAUAUAGCAAGUACCAAGAGGGAAUAAUGCUCUCUUGUAAACACAUGUUGGAAGUCCCUUGGGUUUGGCCAUCUAGCUCCCAAGUGUUCACUUACACUGUAAAUUCACACACAUCGCUUUACCGCUUAAGUGCCACUCAUUUUAGCCGGUCUUAGGGACCCAAAAGCUGAUUCAGCCUCAGUUUCUAUCCAUUUGAGCACAUGCAGCGUUGGCCUGAACAGUCUUAUCGCAGAACUUCAACAGCCUUUUCUGUGACUCAUUUCAGCGCGUGGGUUCACAGCACCUUAUACGAUAAAAACUACAGUAAUCUAUUAUGGCUCUAUUUUAGACACCUUUGAAGGGAGAUUAAGACGAAUUUUUUCGUUCGUUGUGUAAUAAAGUUAGUAUCAUUUAUUAUUAUUAUGUCAAUCUUUUCUUCAAAAUUCGCCUUAUUAUCUCUAAAGGCUAGCUCUGCCUUAUUUUUAAUUACCAAGCGAAGAACAUUAGAGAAAGCUAUUUAAGUGUUGUUGUUGGUUUUUUUUAUAUCAAACAGGAGAGAAUCCCAUCAUUAAUGAAGUCAGUGGCAUGUCCGUGUUGACAGGUAAAAUAAUCUUUUUAUAAGAAGGUUAACUGUACGACAGGUGUCAAUAACAAACGUUUCAGUUCUGACAAAACUUGUUUUUCGGGUGUUUUGUUUCGCAAUUGUGUAUCACUUUGUUGUUGAUACUGAGUUCUUCAAGGACAACUACAACUUCCUGCAUCUUCCCUAAAUACUUUAAACCCCAGAAGUGAUCAGCAACUAACUUCUCCUUAUGAUAUACAAUACAUUUUUCAACAGAAAGAUAAUGAGAAUUGGCAAAUAUAGCAACCAGAACGUGCACUUUUGAUAUAAACCCAAAUUCUCCUCUCUAGUGUAAAAUAAAAUGUACAGCAGCCAGAAACAUUCAGAUUCACUUCAGAUUUUUUUAUUCUUUGCACUAUUUGAAGAGGUUACUACAAAAAUUACAAUACAUCACAGAAGUACGAAAAAAAUAGAACAAUAAAUUACAUAAAUUAGCAAAGGUGAAAUGUGCGUAGUGACCAAAGAAGCUGAGGCUUUCGAGUUGGUCACCGCCACGUGCAACUAACUCGCGUAGACAUUUAGUCAUUUACGUCACGGCGCCUUCAUUAUGCAAAUCAUGAUGAUUUGCAUAAUGGAGAAUGGCGGAUUGCUAAUCAUAUCUUGGGAAUUUUGAAGUUUAAUCAAGCAUCAAUUAACUUAAUGUGUUACCCUGGCAUCCUAGACCUAGACCCUCAACGUGACAUGGACAUUCUCGGUAACCAUUUGAGAAGAGCUGUAGGGGACUUGCAGGAGAUGACUCUAAGAUAUGACCAACUACUGAAAGAAAAUCAACAGCAAAGUAAGGUUCUUUGUAAGGUCACUGCUGAUCGGGAGCUGGACUUCAAACGUUUACAGACCAUGGAGGAUCAGCUAAGAAAGGCAGUCGAACGAGCAGAGGAAGCGCAGAACACUGCGCAGAAAUUUGAAGAAGACGCCAGUGUUCAGAGAAAAGAGUUCGAGAAAGCCAUGGGUGGUUGGUUUCUUGGGCUUGUAGCGGUGCUGAUGAAACUGGUGACAUCAGAAGAAGAAGCGAAACAAUUAAAAAAGAAGUUAGAAGAAGAGGGAAAAAGAAAUGAAGAGCUUAUGCACUACAACGAGAAAGAAAGAAGGCAUUCCCUUAUUCUUGCAGAGGAGAUAGCCCUCCAGCGAAGUAGUUUGGAUCGAACUAAGAAGCUGACGAUAAGCUUGCGCAAAGUUCAGAUGGAGAAGGACCAAGCCGAAGCGGAGUUCAGUGAGCUUAAAGAAUGGUCUGAAGCCCUGAAAGCCUGCUUUGAUAUCGAGAAGAAGAAUAAGAAGGAAUUGCAAAAGAAGUAUGACAAUCUGUUGGCCAAUUGUUCUCAGCUCAGAAAACAAAUCCGAGAGCUGAAAUUCGAGCUGGCAAAUUCUCAACAGCAAGAGUUGAAUGUCAAAGCACAAAACGACGAACUUACUGGAUUUGUCAAUAAAUACAAGGAGCAGUGUGAAUUUCACGGUAAGGAAAUGAUUAAAGCCAUAAACGAGAAAUUUGAAGCUCGAAGUGAAAGGGAGCUGAUAUACCAGCAGUUACGGGAAGCCCUGAAAGAGAAAGACGAAACUAUAAAAAGAUUAGUUAUGGAGACUAAAGAGUAUAACCUUCGUCAAGAAAUGGCCAUCGCAGAAACCCAACGUUUGAAAGAGCGCCUCAUGCGAACAGAGGAGGAAUUAAUAUCAUUAAAGAGGAAAACUUCUGUAAAAUACAAGUCAUCUCUGGUAAGUGAUUCCAACCUUUUACCCUGA